Messenger RNA from Harmonia axyridis, 7299 nucleotides. RefSeq names its product E3 ubiquitin-protein ligase Ubr3 (gene Ubr3). Gene Ontology annotation, molecular function: ubiquitin protein ligase activity; zinc ion binding. Bases 368 to 6088 code for a protein of 1906 amino acids. Gene Ontology annotation, biological process: ubiquitin-dependent protein catabolic process via the N-end rule pathway; protein ubiquitination. The transcript is spliced from 27 exons. Lineage: Eukaryota; Metazoa; Arthropoda; Insecta; Coleoptera; Coccinellidae. The record is from RefSeq and is a predicted model, not a curated record. Gene Ontology annotation, cellular component: ubiquitin ligase complex; cytoplasm.
CGUAUGUUGAUAAUAAGAGAUGGAUGUAUAGGUGAAGUAGGCAGAAACAAUUUCUAUUUCAUUUCACAUAAGGUUUACCUCGGUGUGGCUGUUUUGUCGCAUACUAGUAGGAAAAACAAUCAGUUUUGAAUGUAACGUCGAGGAACCUUCAUGAAUAUACGUGCAACUUGUGAUAAAUAUUCUAUGAUUCGACACUUACAAGAGCUGAUCGUACUUUCCGCGUAAUGACAUUUUUAUGUUUUGUUUGAUAUAUUUUCGAGAACGUCAUGGUGAUGGGCUUUGAAGUUCAGUGGUUUUUAUAGAAGUGAGGCUAGAGGUCUUAUGAAAAAGUUAAUUUUCGUCUGACAUGACAUUUUGAAUAUCGAAUAUGGCCUCUAAUCCGAAUUUUAAGGCUAAGGUUCUAAUGAAUAAGGGAAAAAAGGCUACCGCUGUGUACCUCCAGACUGAUUGUAAGAAUCCCACAGGCUGCAACACCAAAUGUUUGAACGAAGUGUUGGACAACUUACUGAAUCCUGUGAAAUGUAUAGACGAAUGGGAGACUAUAGAUUGGUGCAAAUGGCUCAUAGCUGGUGGAAAUACACCCGAUGAAUAUGCUAACACAGUACGAAAGUACGACAACGCCACAACAUGCGGUCUGGUGUGGACCCCGAAUUUCGUGGCCUACAGAUGUCGCACCUGCGGCAUAUCACCCUGCAUGUCCCUCUGCACGGACUGCUUCAAGAAGGGCGACCACCACAGGCACGACUUCAACAUGUUCCUCAGUCAAGCGGGUGGAGCCUGCGACUGUGGCGACACCUCUGUGAUGAAGGAACAGGGGUUUUGCGACCGUCACGGUCCGAAUAAGAGGAAAAACAAGGGUACCGCACCAGCCGAUUUGAUGUUGGUGGCCGAAGCUAUGAUGCCAAGGAUCCUAUUUAGACUCAUAUUGCAUCUUAGGGACAACAGCAAAAAUGGACUGAACGAAGGAUUCAACAAAGAAGGAAACUCAUAUGCUGACAGUUUCAUUAACAUGUUGUUCGAUUUCAACAACAUGGGAGGUUUGAUGAGGAGAGUUAUGACUAAUGCUCUUACAAAUCCACAGAAAUACCGAGAAUUGAAUGAGAUCCCCGACAAGGCGGAUGCCGAGUACAUCCAAUAUCUCAUCCAAUCGCGAAACAUCUACGAGGAGGCGGUUCGAACUGUGCCGAAUCCCCCGCCGUUGGACGAAUACCGUGACUGUCCGUCUCUGCAGGAGCACCUGGUGCACAAGACCCUCCUGGAAGAGUUGGUCUUCUGGACCGUAAAGCUGGAAUUUCCCCAGAAGGUGGUGUGUUUGCUUCUGCACCUUCUCCCCGAUCCCGAAUACAAGGAGGCCCUGACAAAGGCGUUCGUGCUGCACUACAGCAGGAUCCCGAUGAUGCUGGAACGGUCAAACGAUCCAGAUACUUUAAGCAAUCGGGUGGUACACGUUAGUGUUCAAUUGUUUUCAAAUGAAAGCUUGGCGGUUAGAAUGACAGAACAACUCCAUCUUUUGCACGUUAUGGUUGUCAGUCUCAAGUACAUGAUGAGCAAGAUACUCAUCCAGAACACCCUGAAUGAUCCCACCAAGAACUUCCACAUGGUGGUCGAUUGCGGAAAGAGUGUGAUGAGGGAGCAUUGCUAUUGGCCCCUCGUUUCUGACCUGAACAAUGUGCUUAGUCAUCGACCCGUAGCUUUCAAAUUCAUGGAGGAUGAUAUGUUACUCCGAAUGUGGUUCAACUUCUUAUCCUCAUUUCAGGGAAUGAACGUUAACCACAGGGAACUAAAUCAGCAUGUGGAGUUCGAGCCGAACACCUACUAUGCUGCUUUCAGCGCCGAAUUAGAGGCUAGCGCGUAUCCAAUGUCUGCUCUUGUAUCGCAUCUGACGGACCCAAGCACGGCCUACCUGACGAGACGGGUGCUCACGGCAUGUCUCAACGAGUUUAGACAGUGGAUGGAGGCCAUCAACUUUCACACGCCCAACUUGAACGAUGAUCUACAAGUGUCUUUUCACCUGCCACUGCAUCGUUAUCUGGCAGUUUUCCUGUGUACAGCUGUGUCCAAACAAGGAAUAACCCUAGAUGAAGUGUUGCCGUCAAGUGAGACCUUGAAAUUACUGAUGAUGCAUCCGUUGAGGGUUCAGGUCGCAUUCUACGAGAUCCUCAACGGGUUGUGGGUGAGGAAUGGCCUUCAGAUCAAGGGCCAGGCCAUGACCUACAUCCAGUGCAACUUCUGUAACACGAUGGUGGACGCCGAUCUAUGUCUUCUACAAAUUUGCGCCACCAGGAUACCGGCCGAGGACUAUCUCAAGAUUACUGUCGAUAACUUCCACGGAAAGAGCUGGUUGAGCUUGUCUCCUUUUUCAUCGCUACAGCAGGACUUCAACCUUGACAAUGGCAAGCCCAUGAUGGAAAGUUUCUUGAUCUACUUGGUAACGCUGAUAAGCGUUCGGACAAGUCUCGGGCUGACCGAGAGAGAGAUCAACAGGCUGGAGAUGAUCACGCUGCUGUGCACCGGAGACAAAACCCACUCGCAACUGCUCGAGUCUAUGCCGGACCGAUGCGGUACGACACAGAGUCGCGAUUUCGAGUCCCUGCUCGCCGACCUGGCCGAUUACAGGGCUCCUUCCAUGGAGGCGACCGGUACCCUGCAGCAGGGCAUGUACAUGCCCAAGGCGCAGGUCUGGGAGGAGUUUUUCGAUCCAAUCCACAUUCUGCUGCGCGCCGUGCACCGAAGGGACUUCCAGACCUCUAUGGACAGAUACACAGAGUAUGCAAGGCAAAACAGCAAGAUCAAGGCUGGCAUGAAUCCUUGGCCACCGUUCAGAACCCCAUCUAAGGUUGGCGAGGCGUUCGACGAUCCUCGUUGCAUUCUAAAAUCCAGAGUGUUCCAUGCCGUCGCAUUCAUCGUCCUAUUCAAGGCUGUCAAAGGAGAAGUCUCGGAGCACAUUAUGAACUUGAUCAUUUUCCUUCUGGAACAGGCUGUCAUCAUCAGCCAACAAUCCGACAAUUUGGCAGUGGACACAAAGAAUAAUGAUAACGCAAGCUCCAUGCCCAAGGAAAAGGUGAAAGACAAGGACAUCUCCGCCUGGUACAAGACCGACAACAUAUUCGAGAACAUGACAGGGGUCAUCCAUAAAGUGGUUCUCACUCCGGAACCAGAGAUCUUCCCGAUGGCUUACAGCUCGGACACUUCUUCUUUCCGCUCAGGCGAACUGGAAUGGGACAGUAACGACAUGGACACCAAGAUGUCGGAAGUACCCUUCCUGGACGCUGUAAACAUGCUGACUUACGAAGAUUGGGAUCAGUCGGAGUCUGGGGCUCUUCUUCCUUGGCCUGCCUCGGUGCCUGCGGACGAUGACGACGAUGGAUCCGCGAUGUCCAUCGAGGAUUCUCAGGAGAACGCCAUGACCAUGGCGUUGGCCGCAUUCAGGCAGCCCCACGAGGGCCCCCAAGAACAUUCCGCCUUGCCUCCCCCCGCCCACCUGCCGGCCCUAAUGGCCGGCAACGAAGUGGGCCGUCCCUCACAGUUGCCAGGCCCCUCCAGUAAGGAAUUGGUUCCCACCAGUUCGCUCAGUUCGGAACUGGUGCCCUCUACUUCCCUUGGAAACAGGAAGCCCCGCCCCUAUAGACGUCGCACCACCCUAGAGGGACCCAACACCAGCAUCAACGUCCCGGUGGUGAAGGUGCACGAGAACUUGAUCAGUCUCCUCCUCAAGCUCCACUCCAACUUGUCCGGGGUGCCAGACAGCUUUGUGCUGGAGAAGGAGCUGGCCAAGGGCGACAUCAACGACCGGGCCGCUAUUGGGGAUGGACCCUUCUACGUGGGAAAGCUGCUUAAGAGACUCGCCUUGGCCGACGACAACUGCAAACAGGGCAUAGUCGAGGCCAGGGAGAGGAUAUGGCCCAUUAUCGAGAACGAUAAGGGCAAGAACCCCAACGAUAACAAGGAGAGGGAGGAUAGGCGCAGAAAGGCCAAGGAAAGGCAACAGAAGCUGAUGGCGGAGUUUGCCUCCAAACAGAAACAGUUCAUGGAGAAUAUGGAGACCAACGAUACCCCUCCAGGACAAGACGAACAGAUUCCUUUGUCUGAAAUUGAGUACGACUGCGUGAUUUGCGGACAAAGUACUGCCAGCACCGAAAGUAAGCCAAUGGGAUUGGUGGUGUUGGUUCAGGCCACUAGCUGUGUGGGACACAAGAGAAGACACGGAAGACCGGAAAGGGGCACGCUGCCUCUGAGCGACGACGAGAAACAUCUGCUCAGGACGGAAGACACCCUGGCCUCGGAGUUCGAUAAGAGAAUUGUGGAACUGGACAGACAUUUUGAUCCACAAUCCUGGUUCUUGUCUGUUAAUUCUGGGUGGGAUGGUGGCGUUCACGUCCAAACAUGCGGUCAUCACUUGCAUUUGGACUGUUUGAAUUCCUAUCUGUUCUCUCUGAGGAGUCAACAGAGACAGCCUAGUCUUUCACCAGAAAAGGGUGAAUAUCUGUGUCCGCUGUGCAGACAGUUGGCCAACUCCGUUUUGCCCUUAUCUCCCCAGCUCGGAGAUCGUUCUCAGAUGGUUAGUUCCAAACCUACCUGUAUGUCGCAAGUGUUGGACGAAUUGUCGGAUUUCCUUAGGGAAAAUGUACCAAAACCAAAUGUCUCCAAUAUGUCCGAAGCCAUAGGAAAGGCCAUGGAGGACAUGUCGAGUUGCACCCAACUGAAGCCGAUUUUCAAACUGAACAACGACAAGCCCUCACCUUACAGUCUGUUCCUCUUCAUAACGUCCAUAGCUCGAACGAAUCUCGAAGUUGAACUCAUUCAGAGGGGAGGAUCGCUCGUUUUUCAGGAGGAACCGCCUAAUCCGCUCCUGCCAAAGAGAGACUGUAUCGUGCCGCUCCUGCACGUACUGGCUUUCCACGCCAGGGUAGCUAGGGGGAUGGCCAAAUGGGCCGCUUGGACAACUUUCGAGCAGUUAUGCGGCUUGCCCAAUCAGAACACGGUGAACGCUUUGGCCAAUAUCGAGAGAGAAGUGCCACUCAUGCUUAGAGAUCCGAUCGCUCUACUGUUGCAAUUCGUCUUGCUCCUUCCCUUGCAUCUGGAUCAAAUCUAUCUGACAACGACAGUGCAGAUGAUCUACAAUCUUCUGUACUACCAAGUAGUGGCCCAAGUGUCUCUUGGACUGUCAAGAACCGAGAGGGAACGUGUGAAACAUAUGAGUUCGGGCGAUGGCAACGUCAAAAACCUCACCGAUGCCCUUGGUCUGAUUCACGAUUACAUCGGUCACACCGAUCUGUACAUAGAAGAAGACUCUAUGGAAGGUUCUUCUAAACCUCAGGUCAAUUUGGUCGCUUUAGAACAACAGGUACAGAAGCUUUGUCUGCCCUUCCUGCGCAUUGCAACCCUCCUGAAGUACCACCUGUACAAACAGCCGCUGCCCGACGUGCUGACGGCACAGAGCGAAUUCGUGCUGCUGGUCUACUACCUGGAGCUGGUCACGGAACCCAUCGAUUGGGACAGGUUCAACGCGGCCGCCGCCCUAAACUGGCCCUCCGUGCCCAAGUUGCACAGGGCGUCGCCGCAGAGCUGGUGCAGACAGCUCGAGGCCUUCGCCGUGAAGAGCCAGAUCGCCGCCAGGGGUUUCUUGAUAGACCAGCACAUAAGGUGGCACCAACCAAGACUGUUGCAAUUGCCUAGGGAGUAUGAGAAAAUUUUUACAUAUUACCAUGAGCGACCUUGUAGUCAAUGCCAGUCUGUGCCUCAGGAAAUCAGUAUAUGCCUUUUGUGCGGGGCAAUUGUUUGUCUUAAGCAAGGCUGUUGCAAGGCACAAAACGUUUGCGAGGCAGUGUUCCACACUUUAGAGUGUGGGGCAGGCACGGGCAUAUUCCUAGUGGUGACAUCCACCUAUAUUGUUGUGAUCCGUGGCCACAGGGCCUGUUUAUGGGGCUCUCUGUACCUUGACGAAUACGAGGAAGAAGACAGAGAUCUAAAGAGGGGAAAACCUUUGUACCUGAGUGAAGACCGCUACAAGCUACUGGAACAACAAUGGCUGGCUCAUAGGUUCGACCACACCAAGAAGAAUUGGGUACAGCAUCGAAACGCUCUGUAGAUUGUCCUAGUUUCUUAGUCUCGACGAUUUUAACAGUUGGAUCGCGUAGAGCUAACAAACGAAUUUUUUCUAUUGAUUUUUUAUAAACUGUGAUAAAGAUCUUGCAGCUGAUUCUCUUCAGGAUGAUUAUUUAUAAUUUUUUCCUCAAUAUAAUAACAUUAUAAAUGAUCGAAGAACACCAACUGUUUGUUCUCUUUGCGAUGAGAAUUCUCGGUUUUAUCCUGUUUUUGUUCAAUACCAAGUUGUCUCUUCUGGAGGGGAGGUUUAAAAACCGAGGGGUAAUUUUCAAUGAGACCAUCCUCGUCUGUUAUUCUGUCCUUUUUUUUUUUUUCAAACGUAACGUACAAACUUCUACGUCGGAUGAGUUUUAUUCGAAAGUUACCUCUGUGAAUUUUUUUUUUUUUUUUAGUUCCGAGGUCCUAUUUUUCUCUCCCGCGGUUUGCUUUUAUUAUUCUAGUCUACAUUUUUUUUGAUAGUUGAGAGAUUUCUUUUCAAUCUUUCCCGAUGAUAAUCGGUAGGUUAUAAGGAGGAUGGCCGGAUGGGGAUUGAUGCGUUGUGGAAAGGGGAUUCGCAGUAUUUUUUUCUUGUGUUCAUUGUGUCGGACUGUUGUACAUAUUUUUCGGCGAUAACGAUCACAAUCGAUUCGAGAAGAUGUUCUGACAAAGGGGAAAAAUUCAAAAAAAUGUAGUUGAAAAAACGGGGGGGGGACGAGAUUCAUUUCAUACUUUUUCACGAGUUCUUAAACGCGAUUUUGAAUAAGUAAUAUUUAGUUUUCGCAACGAUGAGGCGGUAGGAGUGCAGAAGCUAUAAAUAUAUUUUUUUUAGUGAAAUAUUUUUGUAUAUACAUAAUUAUUUCAAUAUUAACGAUGAUAUAAUUGUAAUUUCGUUUACUUUACUUAUAUAACAGUGAUCUUCGAGUAAUUUGUGUAUUUCAAAUUUGACAGGUUGUGUUACUUUGAAUGAUUAUUGUUGUGUUUUAUUCUCCUUUUUCUCUUUUUCAUUUGAAACCAUGUGAUAAAAUAAGACGAUGGCGGCUCUUCUCAAAAUGUUUCAUUUCAAUUGAUGUAAUCUUAGUUUUUGUUUGGGUAGCGUUUUGUUUUUACUUCGAAAUUAAAUACUUCAAAUCUAAGCAGAAGCCUAAUGAAAAAUAUAUAACAUUAGAAUAAUGCAAUUAAUUAUUGUAAACGCGAAAUAAACUCUCUGAUGGGUAA